AUGGCAUCUGAUAUGAAGGCUUCGAUCCACCGCUUCCGCCUCCGCAGGGUGUCUCCAUCCCCGAGAAAUGCCGGUCGGGCCCGGUCCGCUUCACCUCCAGUGUCUCCUGAUAAGCGGCUGCAGGAUGCACCCCAGCGAGAUGCGCAACCUCGCCGACAGGAUGGACAGCAGCAGCCGAGACAGCCUCCGUCAACGGCUCGCGGCUCGGGAGGGAGACCCAUAGCUCCGGCCUGUGAUCGCUGUCGCAGUUUCAAGAAGAAGUGCAGUCGAACCUAUCCCGUGUGUUCUCUCUGCGCCAGCGCCGGUCAGAGAUGUUCUUACACUAGCCCUAUUGCCAACGCGGAGGCCCAGGCCCACCAGCUUCGCUCGCGUGUGCAAUGGCUUAGCCGCUAUAUCGACGAGAACCUGCUCCCGCCAGGUCAGCAGGCAUCAUCGCCCCUUUCGAGGGCUCCGGGUCCGGCGACCCCUCCGUUGGAUACCGCCGGACCUCUCCCGUUGAUCCGUGGGCGUGACCACCCCAUGACCGGGCAGCAGAGCAGUGACGUGCGAAUAGAGGACAGAGAUCCGGGGACCGUGAGAACCACGAGCAGUCAUCUCUCUUACCAAGCCUCGAGUGAUGGCUCUAUCACCAGACGGCGGCUGAUCGCUCGGCAAGCCCUUCCUCCCGAUAUUGCGCCAAGUCGUUUCGUCGAUGCCUUCUUUCGUCAUGUUAACCGAGCAUAUCCUUUUGUGGAUCAAGUCAAGAUACGCCGUGACCUUGAGGCCCUAGGAGACGCCUCUCCCGCGGACCAAGAUCCUCCCAUGACUUUGCUGUACCUUGUCAUGGCCAUUGGAUGUACAUCUCUAGUACGAGCAGGGCAGAUACCGAGCGACACGGCCAAGCGAUUUGAUGUAGUCUAUCCAGACAUCAUCCAGGAGUGUCUUUGCAAUGAAGGCGUCGAGUCGGUACAGAUCCUCGUCCUCUUGGGACUAUACUCCCUUUUCGAUCCCACAGCGACCUCCGCAUACUUUAUCGUCGGCAUCGCUGCUCGUCAGGCUAUGGUCAUUGGGUUGACGAGGCCAGACGACCAACCUCGUACACCGGCCGAGACGGAGCUCAGGCAUCGACUAUACUGGAGCAUAUUCGUCCUGGAUCGCAUGAUGGCUGCAUCUCAAGGCCUCCCAGUGGCAUUAACGGAUGAACACUCCAGCGUUCCACUCCCAGGACUCACGGUUGAAGAGUUUGCGAGUACGGAUAGAGCCGUGUAUGCUCGAAACCUGCAGACAAGCCGACAUGUCAUACAACUUCGGCAACUAGAGUAUCGGAUUCUUCACGCGGUACAUCUGCAACGAACCGCAGAAACUGCAGGUAUCUCAUCUUUAGAUCGGCGCGCAGUGCUCAGCAGCUUGAGGUCAGAGAUUGAGGACUGGUACAGCAACGGGUGCCUUAUGUCGCCAAUGGAGGCCGACAACCUACCUAUCCACAGCAGUAUCACCUGGCUAAGUGCACAGUAUUAUCACUUACUUGUUCUCCUUUACUUCCCCAACCACUUCAACAGUGCGGCGGCGGCGGUGCCUCGGUCAGAGCUGCUCGAGUUUGCUCGAAAGCAGCUCCAGGCCAACUCAGCUCUCCUGCAGCAACGACAGCUGCCUCUGAACCGGGUGUCACUAUGCAGGUUGCUACCCGUGUGUCUGGUGUUGAUGCACGACUUUGUGGCAUCAUGCGGCUCAAACGAUUGGGGAGCGCAAGGGCCGGCACCGUUCGCAGCCAGGGACGAAGUAGCCGUCCUAAUCACUAUCCUAGAAGCAUUCCCGAAAGGAUGGACGGUAGCACAUGAGGCAGCUCGCAUAAUCCAGCAGUUUGCGGGGGUAAUGACAGGACACGGAAGCAUGGCGACUGCGUACUUUGGUACACAAACAGUAUUCCCGGCGACGGGCAAGGAGAGCGUCGAAGAGCUGGUGAGGCCUUGCAUCACCAGCUUCACGGGACUGUUGCACCAGUUUCUGGGAAAGGCGACAUGCUUCCAGUCAAUCGAGUAUGCUCCUGAGACGAAGGAGGUUGAAAAGAUUGGGCAAGUUGGAGUCGCGGCGCAGCAGACCACGACGAAUUCGCUGUGGUUGAAUGGAACCGAUUCAAACGCCGGGGGCGUGAACGAGGAGGCUGUGCUCGGGUAUGGAUGGGGUUCCUGGGAUCUCGAUUUCCUUUGA
Molecule: messenger RNA, 2187 nt
Organism: Fusarium vanettenii 77-13-4
Lineage: Eukaryota; Fungi; Ascomycota; Sordariomycetes; Hypocreales; Nectriaceae
Exons: 2
Coding region: 1-2187 (728 amino acids)
Biological process (GO): positive regulation of transcription by RNA polymerase II; DNA-templated transcription
Molecular function (GO): zinc ion binding; DNA-binding transcription factor activity, RNA polymerase II-specific; sequence-specific DNA binding
Source: RefSeq, a predicted model, not a curated record